Molecule: messenger RNA, 852 nt
Organism: Osmia bicornis bicornis
Lineage: Eukaryota; Metazoa; Arthropoda; Insecta; Hymenoptera; Megachilidae
Exons: 1
Coding region: 1-852 (283 amino acids)
Source: RefSeq, a predicted model, not a curated record
AUGAAACCCGAGGGCAGCGAACAUACGGCGGAAGUAAACGCCAGUGACUUCCGAAGCGUAAAACUUCCAACUUUCUGGAAGGAUGAUUCGAAGCUGUGGUUCGCCAUGUUGGAGAAAGAAUUCGCAGCAUACGGGAUAAAAUCUGACGCGGUAAAGUGCGCGUCCGUUCUCCGUCAUCUAGACAGUAACACGGUAAGAGUUGUGGCAGAUAUAAUUUCAGCCCCGGACGGCGACGACUCAUACAAUAGGGUGAAAGAAGCCCUCAUAGACAGAUUAGCGUCGUCGGAAGAGACGCAACUACGCCAAUUAUUCAGCGGCAUUGAGCUGAACGGUCGGAAACCUUCCGAACUCCUAAGGGAGAUGCAACUGCUCUCUGGAACGAAGGUAAGCGGAAAAGCGUUACAAACCCUUUGGUUACAAAGACUGCCCACGCGCAUCCAGGAGAUCUUGGUCGUGAUGGACGACGUGCCUUUGGAUAAGCUGGCCAUUUUGGCUGACAAGACUAUAGAACGGUCUUUCUCCGAACCGGCGGCCAUCGCGGAAUGCGAAGCAAACAUUCCCGCCAACGCAUCCGCACGUGAACAAAGUGCGGAAAUAGCCGCGCUCACUCGAAAAUUGAGCGAACUGGAAUCGUUGGUACGAAAUAGUUUCAACAGACGACCCAGAAACCGCAGCCGCCCACGGUAUUUUAGGGGUCGCAGUAACUCCCGCAAUCGAAGUGGCGACCGAAGUUACAGGCAAGGACAACAGGACUUCUGUUAUUUCCACAGGAGAUUUAAAGAAAGAUCCUUCAGAUGCGUUCAGCCCUGUAAUUGGACCGGACAGGACGCUCGCAGCAACAAGGAAAACUAA